Eimeria acervulina is the source of this 734-nucleotide messenger RNA. RefSeq lists its product as hypothetical. The record is from RefSeq and is a predicted model, not a curated record. Lineage: Eukaryota; Apicomplexa; Conoidasida; Eucoccidiorida; Eimeriidae. The transcript is spliced from 3 exons. The annotation marks the transcript as partial.
AUGUUCUGCUGUCUCUUGUACGCACAAACCGCGUUGGGCAUUUGCGAGAUGUUCGCCGUCUGAUUGUCGCUGUUAGCAGAGCGAGGCUGGGUUUAUAUGUAUUUGGCUGUUGGCCUCUCUUUAGUAACUGCGUUGAGCUACUCCCCGUCUUCAGACAGUUUGCGCAGCAGCCGCUGCAGUUGGCUUUGCAUUUAGAAGAAACAGAAUUCAGAGACACUUUAAAGGGACACACGGAGGCUAUUGAAAAAGGAAUGCCACCACCGCCUCGGGGUCCGGUGACGUAUAUAAGUGGAGUAGAGGAGAUGCAGCAGUUGGUGCAGCAGCAUGCAGCUCGUCGUGUUGCAGCCUUGAAGCAGCAGCUGCUGCAACAGCAGCCGCAACAGCAGCAGAUGCUGCGUCCGCAGCAGCUGGAAGCAGCAGCAGAAACAGAAGCAGCACGACUUGCUGCACUAGAGCCAGACCAUGAACGAAGGCCCCUACCGGGUUUGAGAGGCCUCUUAGGCCCUGAGAUGCAGCAUCCCCAGCACUCCCCUGUUGCUGCUGCUGCUGCAGCAACAGAAAGUGGUGCUGCAGGUCGUGCAGCAACAGCUGCUGCAACAGAGGCAUCGAGCGAAAGGAAGGAUGGGCAAGGAGAGGAGACAGCAGAAAAUGAAGAAGAAAAGGAAAAAGACAAGGAGACAGCAGCAGAGCAAGAAAGAGAAGAACGUACAGACACCCCAGCUGUCUCCAAGUGA